AUGGAUGCUCUUCUAUCGCUCCCAGCGGUGGGAUACUUCCUCAUGCCAUCAGUAUCAACAUACUCUACAUCCCUCAACUUCCUAUUCUUCUACAUGACAUGGUCGACUCUCGUACUCUCACAGUCGUCUUUGAGGGUCGAGGUCGUGGGAACUCUAGGAAUACGAUUACUAUUCUUUAUAGUACCAUCAUUUCUAUUUCUCCUCUUCGACACGGUCAUGCCAAGCUUAUCGAUGGGAGUCAAGCGACAAGGAAAACAAGCCCUGCCUACUCGGACGGGAGGAUCAAAAACAUCUAAAGCAAAAAUCCCGAAAUGGUAUAGGGUUGUGGGCAUCAGUUUAUUCAAUAUCUUGCUUGGGGUUGGCAUUCAAGCGGGAAUCGAAACACUCUUUACGGGAAUCUUACACUACAAAAGUGCGCUACGGGUCACUACCAGGUUACCUAUGCCAUGGUCUCUAGCCAGGGACGUCGUGAAAUGUCUUCUUGUUCGUGAGGUUAGUGACCGUCCGAUGCACCUCUCAUGCUGUACAGCUAUGACUGAUAUAUUAUCUUUACAGGUUUUACAAUAUUACCCUCACCGUUAUAUUCUUCACGCUCGGUCUUCGAACCUCCUUAGUAGGGGUCACAAGACUUAUUUCCACUCCAUCACUUCUCCAUAUGCGUUCGUUGCUCAUUACGAUCACCCAGCUUCUUACAUACUUUUCCGUUUUAUUCCCAUCUAUCUUCCUGCAGUAUUUUUCCGUGUUCACCUACUCACCUAUCUCGUCGCUCUCUCAAUCGUCACUCUUGAAGAAACACUCGCAUGUUCGGGCUAUACUAGCAUCCCUGGGAUCAUACUCGGUGGCAUCUCACGUCGUCAAGACCUCCAUAGUGAAAGCUGCGGAAAGGGAAACUAUGCGUCAUGGGGUCUGUUGGACUGGAUCCAUGGAACCGGACCUGGAUCCAAGGAAGAUGUUGCGGACGAGGCAGCGAAACAUCAAGUCAAGAGCCGAACUAGAAAAGCAAUUUCUAAUGGAAAGGAGAUCUUGAAAUCGUUGAGUGGGAGGAGAAAGAGUUCUAGGAAGAGUUGA
Messenger RNA from Sclerotinia borealis F-4128, 1068 nucleotides. NCBI's taxonomy places the organism in Eukaryota, Fungi, Ascomycota, Leotiomycetes, Helotiales, Sclerotiniaceae. The record is from the annotation of a GenBank genome assembly.